Messenger RNA from Pseudophryne corroboree (corroboree frog), 1890 nucleotides. RefSeq names its product dystrobrevin binding protein 1 (gene DTNBP1). NCBI's taxonomy places the organism in Eukaryota, Metazoa, Chordata, Amphibia, Anura, Myobatrachidae. Bases 161 to 1249 code for a protein of 362 amino acids. The record is from RefSeq and is a predicted model, not a curated record. The transcript has 10 exons. Gene Ontology annotation, biological process: regulation of synaptic vesicle exocytosis; negative regulation of protein kinase activity; platelet dense granule organization. Gene Ontology annotation, cellular component: plasma membrane; cytoplasm; BLOC-1 complex.
GGGGCGCUGCUGUUCCGGUACCGCCUCUCUCCGUGUGACUGUGACGCUGCUGCUGCUGCUGCUGCUGCUGCUGCUGUUGUGAUUGAGACAGAGGACAUGGUGCUGGCUGCUGGGCUACGUACAUCGCGCGGUGCCGCAUAGUCCUCGGGGUAACAGCGGGAUGUUUGAGACGCUGCGGGAGCGGCUGCUGACUGUGCAGCAGGAUCUCACCAGCGGGUUUAAGAGCUUGGGUGACAAGUCAAGAGAUGUAAAGAUAAAGAAGCAGCACAGGCCGACUGAGCAGUCAACAAAGUUUCCAGCAGGUGUGGAACUCCUUAACAGGUAUGAAGAGUCCUGGGCUUCCCUACAUAAAGGUGCCAGAGAUUGUGCCAAAGCUGGGGAGCAGGUGGACAGUGAGGUGGUGAUGCUGUCUGCCCACUGGGAGAAGAAGAAAAGUGGUCUUGUGGAACUGCAGGAACAGCUACAACACAUACCUGCAUUUCUUGCAGAUCUUGAGUCUGUGACUACUAAGCUUGUUAUGCUGGAAGGAAGUUUUGAAGAUGUAGAGAAACGCCUGUCAGAACUGGAGGAGUUAUGUGAACAGUGUGAGUUUCAGCGCUUCCAGUACAUGCAGUACAUGCAGCUAGAGAACUACAAGAAAAAGAAAAGGAAGGAGCUUGAGAACAUUAAAGCUGAGCUAGAUGGAGAACACACACAGAGAGUCCUGGACAUGGAGCAUGCCCAGCAGAUGAAGCUAAAGGAAAGGCAGAAGUUCUUUGAAGAGGCCUUCCAGCAGGAUAUGGAGCAGUACCUCUCUACUGGGUACCUGCAGAUAACAGAGAGACGAGUAUGUGCUUAUUUUACUACAGAACCAAUUGGCAGUAUGUCUUCCAUGGAAGUCAACGUGGACAUGUUGGAGCAAAUGGACCUGAUGGAUAUGUCUGAUCAGGAAGCACUAGAUGUCUUUUUAAAUUCUUCUGGAGAAGACAACACUGUGCUGUCUCCUAUGAUAGGUCCCGACUUCGAUGCAUGCCGAAAUGAGAUAACACUUCAGGUUCCCAGCCAAGCAGAGCUCAGACACAAACUUGCCUCACUGUCCUCCACGUGCACUGAUUCGGCUAGUCUGGAAAACAGUGAAGAUGGAGGAGAAUCACCUGUUGUUCAGUCAGAUGAUGAGGAUAUUCAUGUGGAGUCUGUACUUCCAGUUGCCAGCCAUGUUGCAAAGAAUAACUUCAGUGUUAGUGAUGAAAGCGAUUCUCAUACAGCAUGAGUCUUGUCAUUACCUGGCGAUCAUGUGGAACAAAAGAAAAAAAAAGACCUUUAAAGCCAAAUGCCUCCCUACACUGUUCUACCGCCACCUUUACCGAUUACACAAACUGUGUAUGUGAGUCAUUCAAUGAAGAAAGUGUGUGAACUAGUGUGUUUUCUAUCAGCAAUGUAGGAAAGAGGAGGGGGAAUUAUUAUUCUGCAGUUUUUCCUGUGUUCUUAGUUUGUUUGUUUUUAAGAAGCAGAAGUUUCUACGAGAUGAGAGGUCUUUAUCCCGCAUGCUGUCUAUUGGAGGUUUCAUUAGAAUUUUUGCAGGACUGAAUUGCUUUCUAAUGCCAUGAAAGUAUUCUACAACAGUGGGAAGUAUUGCUCAAAUACUAGCAGCAAUGAAAGAAAAGCAGUGUAUACAAAAUGUGGCUGCAGAGUAAUUAGGUCUCUAGCUAGUAUGCAUACGAUAAUCUGCUGCUGCGUGCCACCGCCUCAGAAGGGGAAUAUCAUCUGAGACCCCGGGCAAUGGAGACUUGUCAUACAUAUCCAGAUUAGGCUUGGAGCAAAAUUUCACUUCAUUAAAACAGUAUUUUUUGAUUUAUCCUGUGCCAAUUAUUGUGUAUCUGACUUCACAAAAAAUAAAAGAAUUUAAUAACA